Messenger RNA from Echinops telfairi (small Madagascar hedgehog), 3507 nucleotides. It is a transcript of the gene ASPG, whose product is annotated as asparaginase. NCBI's taxonomy places the organism in Eukaryota, Metazoa, Chordata, Mammalia, Afrosoricida, Tenrecidae. The record is from RefSeq and is a predicted model, not a curated record. Bases 18 to 1706 code for a protein of 562 amino acids. Gene Ontology annotation, molecular function: protein binding; asparaginase activity. The transcript has 14 exons. Gene Ontology annotation, biological process: amino acid metabolic process.
CAUCCCGGCAUCCCGGCAUGGCGCGUGCAGCGGGCUCUGAGAGGCGGCUUUUGGUGGUCUACACCGGUGGCACCAUUGGCAUGCGGAAAGAGAAUGGCGUGCUGGUGCCUGGGCCGGGUCUGGCCUCCACACUGGAGAAACUGCCCAUGUUCCAUGAUGAGGACUUUGCCCAGGUCCUUGGGCUCCCCAAGGACACGCUGGUGCUGCCCCCCACCAGUUCCGACCAGAGGAUCAUCUACACUGUGAUGGAGUGGCCGGUCCUUUUCGACUCCAGCAACAUGACCAUCUCAGAGUGGGUCAACAUCGCGCUCACCAUCAAGAGCCACUAUGAGAAGUACGACGGCUUCGUGGUCGUCCACGGCACAGAUACCAUGGCCUUUGCGGCCUCCAUGCUGUCCUUCAUCCUGGAUAACCUGAGGAAGCCCGUCAUCCUCACGGGGGCCCAGGUGCCCAUCCACGCCCUUUGGAACGAUGGCCGUGAGAACCUGCUGGGGGCGCUGCUGCUAGCCGGCCUGUACCUCAUCCCCGAGGUCUGUCUCUUCUUCCAGAACCAUCUCCUCCGGGGUAACAGGGCUACCAAGGUGGACUCCAGGCGGUUUGAGGCCUUCUGUUCCCCCAACCUGCCCCCCUUGGCUACCUUGGGUGCAGACAUCACAAUCAACAAGGAGUUGGUGCGGAAGGUGCCAGCGAAGGGGCCAUUGGUGGUCAACAGCCACGUGGAGCAUGACGUGGCGGUGCUACGCCUGUACCCCGGCAUCCCCGCUGCCCUGGUCCGGGCCUUCCUGCAGCCCCCACUGAAGGGCGUGGUCCUGGAGACUUUCGGCUCCGGGAACGGGCCCACCAAGCCGGAGCUGCUGCAGGAGCUGCGAGCGGCCACCAGCCGUGGCCUGAUCAUUCUCAACUGCACGAAUUGCCUCCGGGGCGGCGUCACCUCGGACUAUGCCACCGGCGUGGCCAUGGAGGGUUCCGGCCUGCUCUCUGGCUUCGACUUGACCUCAGAAGCGGCUCUGGCCAAGCUGGCUUAUGUGCUGGGCCUCUCAGGCCUGAGACUGGAGGACAGGAAGCAGCUGCUGGCCCAAGACCUUCGUGGGGAGAUGACGCUGCCAGUCUCUGAACGCCAGCGCUCUCAGCAGGGCAGCUCCCUGGGGCACCAGGUGGCCCAGUUUCUCAAGCUCACUGAGAGCCAGGAGUGGGAUGCUGUUCGGGGAGCCCUGCUGCCCAGUCUGGCCUGUGCCACUGCCUACACCGGGGACAUGCAGGCACUGCAGGCACUGUUGGAGAUGGACAGCGAUGUAGCCAAGCAGCACUUCACCGGUCAGACCCCGCUGCACGCAGCCGCCCGGGGGGGUCAUGCCACAGCUGUGAGCUUGCUGCUGCAGAGAGGUGCUGACGUGAAUGGCCAGGACUCAGAUGGCUUCAGCCCCCUGCGGCUGGCUGUGAGGGGCAGGCACGGUGGUGUGAUCAAGCUGCUGCGGGAGGCUGGUGCCUGCCUGUCCCCCCGGGAGCUGGAGGACGCAGGGACAGAGCUAUGCAGGUUGGCCUCCCGGGCGGACCUCGAAGGCCUGCAGGCAUGGUGUCAGGCGGGUGUGAACCUGAAGCUGCCCGGCUACGAUGGCAGCACCGCCCUGAGUAUUGCGGAAGCUGCCGGACACGUGAAGGUGGUGUCCUUUCUGCGGUGCCUCCAGGAGGAGGGCUCUGGCCAGUAGCCCCCACCCCCACCCCUGGGGGCUGGGUGGACAGCUUUUCGCUUGUUCGUGGUCCACCCACUGAAGUCUGGUCACACCACAGCAAAGGCCAACCAAUGUGGCCUCUCUCCUACCUGAGCCCCCGGGUUGCCCUCCUGCCCCCUCCCCUGCUGCCCUCUGAGCCUGCUCUUGGUGGAUCUCCCUGCCCCGCCCCAUUGGUUCCUCUCUAACUGCCCACCUGAGGACUGGGCCCAUCUGUCCAUCUGUCCAUUUACCCAGGACUGGGAACCCAGGCUCCCUCCCCCACAGGGCCUUUCCCAAGGUGGGCCAGGCCAGGGUGCCCCGCCUGCCCUGUGGGCUUCUCAACCCAGUUCCCAGGCUGUGUAGCUGGCCAGCUGCCAGGCCCUCCCCCAGGUGUGGGCGCGCCAGCCUUGCACAAUCGGGUCAUGCCACUGAGGGGGAGAGUCGGGCCCGGGGCGCCGGCACCCACACCCUCCUGGAGCCGGGGGCCAGUGCCAGAGCAGGGACCCUUGGAGGAGAAGGCAGUAUGGGGGCGAGGAUGGGAGGGGGGGCAUUGCUAGGCUGAAGACCUCUACCCUCCGGUGUCCCUGCCCAGGACUUCUGCCCAGCACCCACUGCCCCUGUGCAGGCUUGUGGUCCCCACAUGGCAGGCUCCUCCCAGGGCGGGUGCCAGCCUGCCCUUGUGGCGCCGCCUACUCUCCUGGGCACCAAGGCAAGAGGAUGUACUAAAUUGGCUUCCCCUCAAGUGGGUCACUGGCCAGGGUGGGGGCACAAUGGGGCUAGGCUGCCCCCAGGUGGGCAGACGGCGGGGAGGGGGGGGGAUGUCCCCACAAGGGCUGAAGACCAGACCCCCAAUCGCUGCCUUGUGGGAUGAAGCGGAGCCUGCAGCACUGAUCUAGUACCCGAAACACCAGGAAAGUCACACGCACAAAUCUGGCCCUUACCUCGAAGGCCAGUUGAGAGCAAGGAAGCCAGCUGCUCCAGAGAGUGGAGGUGACAGUCCCCACUUCCUGCGCCAGGCUGGGAACAUGGCACCCUUCCUAGGUUUCUGCAUCCUCGGCCGAAAGAAAGCCGGGGGAGGGACCCAGGCCACAAGGUGCCCAGCUCUGCCAAGACUGUCCUCACUCCCCGAGAGGGGGCAUAUGGGCAACACCUCUCCUUAUACCACCAGUGCAAAGCUGACCACCAAUGAUUAGGAGGGCUAUCGGCAGCAAGGACCGGAUGAACGUGGGGCCCGAGGUUCCCCGGGGUCCCAGGCCACACUGCUCCUCCCCCCCUCCCCACCUUGUCUCUGGGACCCCCCCUCCCUGCAGCCCAUCUUCCCUGCAGCUACUCUCUGCUCCAACAGAGUUUUCUAUCACAAAGCCAGACUCCACACAGCCUCCACCUGCCCCCCCUCUCACUCCCCCCCCACCCCAGCUCCCAGCUCAGGGAGCCCUGCUUUACUUUCAAGGUCAGAAGUUUCCCUUCUGGUCACACCACUGCCCUUCCUGCAGCAAAGACCAACCCAUGUGGCCUCUCUCCUACCUACGACCCUUCUGAUGCUGGAGGAAGUGACCAGCCCAGGGGGGCUAUGGGAGGGGGCUGGCUGUGUCUAGGCUUAGACUUGAGGGGAGGGGUGCCUGGGGAGUGGCCCUGCUGCUCCAUCAUGGUGGUGGGGGUGUCAGGGGAAACUCCAAAAUGUACCCAACCCCUCUUCCUGGCUACCCCCCUCACAGGGCCCGUGUACCGCCUCCCUGCCCUGUCUAUCCUCUGAGCCUCAAUGUCCCCAUGACAAAUAGAAUAAAAUCUUUUGCUGGCA